Molecule: messenger RNA, 4402 nt
Organism: Larimichthys crocea (large yellow croaker)
Lineage: Eukaryota; Metazoa; Chordata; Actinopteri; Sciaenidae
Gene: ddr2a
Product: discoidin domain receptor tyrosine kinase 2a
Exons: 17
Coding region: 256-2826 (856 amino acids)
Biological process (GO): positive regulation of neuron projection development; positive regulation of phosphatidylinositol 3-kinase/protein kinase B signal transduction; cell surface receptor protein tyrosine kinase signaling pathway
Cellular component (GO): signaling receptor complex; plasma membrane
Molecular function (GO): collagen binding; protein tyrosine kinase collagen receptor activity; ATP binding
Source: RefSeq, a predicted model, not a curated record
CUCUCUCUCCCUCCCUCUCUCUCCUCUCCCUCUCUUUUUUUCCUAUGUGCAGGGGUGUCUUACAUCAGCCCAGUGAGUCCUGGAGAAGGCGACUGACGGACAGAGAGUGGGCGAACGAGAGAGAGAAGGGCUCGGAUUGUAACAUCCAGCCGUCUUGACUCUCACUGGAAUAGUCUAAAUCCAUCUGUGAACAAAUGGUCUGAAAGGAUAAGACAUCUCAGAAAUCGGAAGCCUGUCUCUGUGCAUGUGUCUGGGAUGAAGCACCUGUGGGACAUUCACUACCUCCUGCUCGUCCUCCUCCACCUGUUAGGAGCCGUCACAUCACAGGUCAACCCAGGUGUGUGUCGGUAUCCUCUGGGCAUGUCAGGAGGGCAGAUACAGGACGAGGACAUCUCUGCCUCCAGCCAGUGGUCCGAAUCCACCGCCGCUAGAUAUGGCAGGUUGGACUUUGAGGAGGGCGAUGGCGCGUGGUGUCCAGAGAUAACAGUGGAGCCAGACAGCCUGAAGGAGUUUCUCCAGAUCGACCUGCGCUCCCUCCAUUUCAUCACCCUUGUGGGCACCCAGGGUCGUCACGCGGGAGGCAUCGGUAAUGAGUUCGCCCAAAUGUACAAGAUUAAGUACAGCCGGGAUGGAAGCCGCUGGAUCUCGUGGAGAAACAGGCAGGGCAAACAGGUGAUCGAGGGGAACAGGAACGCCUAUGACAUCGUGCUCAAGGACCUCGAGCCGCCUAUCAUCGCUCGCUUCGUGCGCUUCAUGCCCGUCACAGACCACUCCAUGAACGUCUGCAUGAGAGUGGAGCUCUACGGAUGUGAAUGGCUGGAUGGUCUUGUUUCAUACAACGCUCCAGCAGGAGAACAGAUGAACCUGCCUGCUUUUCCUGUUUAUGUCAACGACUCUGUCUAUGAUGGAGCUGUCAUCCACAGCAUGACAGAGGGUUUGGGCCAGCUGACUGAUGGAGUGUGUGGUCUGGAUGAUUUUACACUCAGUCACGUCUACAAUGUGUUGCCCGGGUAUGACUAUGUGGGUUGGAACAAUGAGAGCUUCCCAAGUGGAUAUGUUGAAAUCAUGUUUGAGUUUGACCGCACACGAAACUUUACCACCAUGAAAGUCCACUGCAACAACAUGUUCUCACGGCACAUCAAGGCCUUCCGCCAAGUGGUGUGUUACUUCCGCUCUGAAUCAGACUGGGAGCCCUCGCCGCUCACCUUCAGCCCUGUGGUGGAUGAGAAGAACCCCAGCGCCCGCUUUGUCACAGUCAACCUGGCCAAUCACAUGGCCAGUGCCAUCAAGUGCCAGUUCUACUUUGCUGACGCCUGGAUGUUGUUCAGCGAGAUCACCUUCCAGUCAGAUACAGCCAUGUACAACACGACACUGGCUCCACCCAAGACAGGAGUACUACCACCCCAACCAGAAGAUGACCCCACCCACAAAGUAGAUGACAGCAACACCCGGAUCCUGAUUGGCUGUUUAGUGGCCAUCAUCUUCAUCCUUGUGGCCAUUAUCGUCAUCAUCCUGUGGAGGCAGGUGUGGCAGAAGAUGCUGGAGAAGGCCUCUCGCCGGAUGCUGGAUGAUGAACUAACCGCUAGUUUGUCAAUACAGAGUGAGACGUUCGCCUACAACCACAACCAGUCGAGUACAACCAGCGAGCAGGAGUCUAAUUCCACUUAUGAGCGCAUCUUCCCGCUCGGGCCUGACUAUCAGGAGCCAUCACGCCUCAUAUGCAAGCUGCCAGAGUUUGCUCAGAGCUCAGAGGAGCCUGCUUCUACCAGCACUGCAGCUUCUAAAUCCACCACAUCUACUGUAGCCCAAGAUGGCGUCCCUCACUACGCCGAGGCAGACAUUGUAAACCUGCAAGGCGUGACUGGAAGCAACACGUAUGCCAUCCCUGCAGUGACUAUGGACCUGUUGUCAGGGAAGGAUGUUGUAGUGGAGGAGUUCCCAAGAAAGCUGCUCACGUUCAAAGAGAAGCUGGGAGAGGGCCAGUUUGGAGAGGUGCACCUGUGUGAAGCAGAGGGAAUGCAGGAGUUCAUGAACAAAGAGUUUUUAUUUGACAUCCCCGAGGACCAGCCAGUUUUAGUGGCUGUGAAGAUGCUCCGUUCAGAUGCCAACAAAAAUGCAAGGAAUGACUUCCUGAAAGAGAUAAAGAUCAUGUCACGUUUGAAGGACCCUAACAUCAUUCGCCUGCUAGCUGUGUGCAUCUACAGCGACCCUCUCUGUAUGAUCACAGAGUACAUGGAAAACGGAGAUCUCAACCAGUUCCUGUCCCGCCACGAGCCAGAGGGACAAUUUGCUCUGCUGAGCAAUGCACCUACUGUCAGCUUCAAUAAUCUGUGCUACAUGGCUGCACAGAUAGCAUCGGGGAUGAAGUAUCUUUCCUCUCUGAAUUUUGUCCAUCGAGACUUGGCCACGCGGAACUGCCUGGUGGGCAAAAACUACACGAUAAAGAUAGCUGACUUCGGCAUGAGCAGAAACCUGUACAGCGGUGACUACUACCGCAUCCAGGGCAGAGCGGUACUGCCGAUACGCUGGAUGUCAUGGGAGAGCAUCCUGCUGGGGAAGUUCACCACAGCGAGUGAUGUGUGGGCCUUUGGGGUGACCCUGUGGGAGAUACUAAACUUCUGCAAGGAGCAACCCUACUCUCAGCUCACUGAUGAGCAGGUGAUAGAAAACACAGGGGAGUUUUUCAGGGACCAGAAAAGACAGAUCUACCUGCCUCAGCCUGUGCUGUGUCCAGACUCGCUCUACAAGAUCAUGCUGAGCUGCUGGAGGAGGAACACAAAGGAACGGCCCUCCUUCCAGGAAAUACACAGAGCCCUCCUGGAAUAACAGCAGGGCCGAUGCUUAAGACAGUGAUUCCCAGUCUGCUCAUCUCUGGAAGAAAAAUGGCGCAAAACAAGAGUGCAGACACAAUCCAGGUUUAAGCUAUCUUGUUUCAGUAGGGAAACAAGGUGAGAGCCGCCUGUGGGCUCCAAACUACGAUUUGGGGAAACACUGUUUCAUGGACUUACACACUACAAAGAUGGACUGCCAGGACUUUUGGUGUGUGUCUGUCAGUUUGAGUUUAACUAGCACAAUCAAGAUGUUUUAUAGACAUACAGGUAUUCUUUAAAAAAAAUCGACUCUAUACUAUCGACUUUAUACUACACCAGCCCCGAAACACACACACACACACACACACACACACACACACACACACAGAAACAGGAUCAAGGUUUGGUUGAGGUUGAUGAAGCCAAAGUUAAAUGUAGCAAGUGACAUUCGGCACUUUUAAAAAUGUAUUUCAAUAUUUUAUUACUAUUAUUUUUUUAUAUGAGUUCAAAUUUCCCAUGUUACAAUGUCUAAUAACAAACUCGUGUAUUUUUUUUUGGAAGACUGCUUGAAUGUAGAAAGGUGCAGCAAACCAUUACUGCCACGUUUCACUAUAUUUCAAGUAUUUCAUCUCAGUUUCAUCUCAUUUCGAUUAACAAAGAAAUAUCUUUCUCAUCUCCCUGCAGUUUCCUGACGGUGAUUUGAACAUGAAGUGUAUAUGACUGUGUAUUUUCAAUAGAUAAGUUUAAAUCUCAAAUAGCAAUAUUUUGUAUUAAUAUUUAUAUGUUCAUAUGUGUUCUGUUUUAUGUUUGGUUGAUAUAUUUGUGGAUUAAUAUUCUCUUUAAGUGUUUUUUUUUAUUAUUUGAUUCAGUAACUUUCCUGCUCACAUUUUGAAUCUUUUUUUAUUUUUUUUUAUUUUCUCACUGCAACAUGUUGCAGCAGGAAGCUCUUUGAUAAUUGAUCAGAUGUUGCCAGAUGUUUAUCAGGAAUGCAGGUUGUUUUUUGGUUACGUGCUAUGUUGGUUCACCAGUAUGUUAUUGAGUGUUUUGUGGGUGUCGAACGAGUUAUAUUCGCUUAUACUUUAUCUCAGUUGACGAAGAAAGUUGAAAUCAGGAAUGUAGAAGUAAAUAAUGUGUUUAAUUAGACUGCUUCACAUUAACUCAUAUUCAUGAAAACACAGCUAAUGACUCGUCUGCAGGUUUUAGUCAUCAGCAGUCGUUUCUUUCUUUUUAUUGAUGUAUGCUGGAUUCUUUCUUCUUCUUUUUCUCUGUGUAUAACUCGCUCAUAGCUUGAACUUUAUACUGCAUACCACUGUUUCAGCCUGUUCAGGUGUAUUUACAGGCUCUGUCAUCUUAUCAGAGGCCUUUGUCCCACUUAAAUCGUACAGAAACGGCACUCAUGUCAGCCCUGAUGCACGAUGAACUCAUCCUUAUCUUUCUAUGUUUUGCAAGCGAGGCAAAUAACCCUAUACGAGUGAGUAAAACACUUGGUUUGGAGACAGAUUUGGGUAUUUGUGAAACUUUUUUUAUGCCAUUUAAUGUUGUAAAUGAACCAGAGGCAGAUGUAUAGCUGUAAAAAACAAAAUGUAACGGCA